Messenger RNA from Xenopus laevis (African clawed frog), 2422 nucleotides. RefSeq lists its product as uncharacterized. NCBI's taxonomy places the organism in Eukaryota, Metazoa, Chordata, Amphibia, Anura, Pipidae. Bases 95 to 1750 code for a protein of 551 amino acids. The transcript has a single exon. The record is from RefSeq and is a predicted model, not a curated record.
CAUUCGGCGGACGCGAACAGUCGAAGUUCGCGCGAACUAGUUCGCCGGCGAACAGUUCGCUACAUCCCUAUCUGGAAAUAAAUUUUCCUAUUUCAUGAUGAAAACCCACACUUUACUCCAUGAAAGGAAACCUUCUGUGUAUCAGUUACAAUCUGAGUUCAGUAAUGAGGGAUAUCGCAAGUACAAUUUAGGGCAGAAACAUGUAGGGACACCAAACAAAGUGGCAUUAUUAGUGGGGGCUACAGGCUCAGGGAAAACAACACUGAUCAAUGGAAUGUGCAACUACAUCUUGGGAGUGGACUGGAAAGACGACUUUAGAUUCAAACUUGUAGAUGAAGUUACUAACCAGUCUGAAGCUCACAGUCAAACAUCUGAAGUCACAGCCUAUGUCAUUAACCAUAAUGAAGAAUACAGAAUUCCUUAUUCCCUCACCCUGAUAGACACCCCAGGAUUUGGUGACACUCGGGGGAUAGACCAGGAUAAAAAGAUCACAGCAGCUAUUGACAGAUUUUUUUCAAGUGACAAUGGCAUUGACCAGAUUGAUGCCGUGUGCUUUGUAGUUCAGUCCUCUUUGGCUCGUCUCACUCACACUCAGAAAUACAUCUUUAAUGCUGUUUUUUCUAUUUUUGGAAAGGAUAUUAAGGACAACAUAAUGAUUCUGAUUAACUUCUCAGAUGGGGAAAGACCCCCAGUUCUAGAUGCAAUUACAACAGCUGAGAUUCCCUGCCCUCUGGGCCAGAACAGGGACCCAGUUCACUUUAAGUUCAAUAACUCAGCCCUGUUUGCUGAUAACCAGACAACCAAUAGCCGUUUCAAUCAAAUGUUCUGGACCAUGGGGGCAGAAAGCAUGAAGACAUUUUUCCAAUCCAUGAAUGAAAAGGAAGCCAAAAGUCUUAGACUGACCAAGGAGGUUCUAAAGGAACGAAAACAGUUGGAGAUUUACCUUCAGGCAUUACAGCCACAAAUUAAAGCCGGCCUGCUGAAAUUAGAAGAACUAAGGAAAACAGAAAUGGCUUUGCAGCAGAACAAGGAUCUUAUGGAGGCAAAUAAGAAUUUUGAAUAUGAAGUAGAUAUAAAUAUUUCUGUAAAGGAGGAAGUACAUGGUCACUAUAUUACCAACUGUGCAAAAUGCCAUUUUACUUGCCAUGAUAACUGUGCUUACGCUAAUGAUGAGGACAAAAUUCGCUGUUCAUCAAUGUCAAAUGGAAAUUGCACUGCAUGCCCAGGCAAAUGCAUCUGGAGUGUUCAUCACAAUCAAAAAUACAAGUUCAGUUAUACAACAAAAAAAGAGAAAAGGACCUACGAAGAGCUGAAAACAAAGUAUCAAACGGCUUCUGGGGAGAAAAUGAAUGCAGAAAAAAUAUUCCAAAUACUUGAGGAUGAUUACGGUAAUGUACAAGCUGCUGUGCUGGAACUUAUUGACAAAUCAUCUGAGAGCCUGAAGCGUCUGGAAGUAAUUGCCCUCAGACCCAAUCCACUGACCACCACUGAAUACAUUGAUCUGAUGAUACAGAGUGAGGAACAAGAAGCCAAACCUGGGUUUCAGGAGAGGAUCCAAUCCCUGAGGUCAGUGAGAGAACAUGCAGAGAUGAUCAGGAAGAUCAUCAGAGGGGAGACACUACUCCCAGAACAGAUGAAAAAUCGACAGCAGUCAAGAACUAGGAUGAAAAAAGGCCAAUCCAAGCUUCAGGCUUUUAAGGACAGGUCACAAAAUUUGAAAGAAACGAUUUCCUCUUUCUUUUUUUCCUAAAAUCUAUCAAACUAUCAAAUGUGGAAGUCAUUUAUAUUCCCAUUCACAUCAGAGGGGGAGUGGCUGUACAUAUCCUAUAUACUGAGUCUCUAAAGAAUAGAAUUUCCUUACCCACUGUAUACUGAACUUUCACUUAACAAACUAGUAAACCCCAUGGUAGAGACUUAGAACUGCAGACCUGGACAUUUAUCUGUCACUCCCAGCUGAAGGUGCCCAGGAUUCUUCUCUUGGGCAAACACAAGCCUUAAAUGGACUCUAACCCCUGCUGCACGGCUCAACCAAACUUUACUCAGUUGUUUCUGGACUACAAAUCCCAGAAUACGUUAACAUAUCAAGGAUGAAGCAUACUGGGAGCUGUAGUCCAGCAACAUCAGGGUUGUAUUCUUAAAGCAAUAUUGUACAGUAAAACUCUCCUCCAGCUCUUCAGGGCCCAGGGCAGCAUUUAAAUGCAAAAUAAUCCUCCAAUGAGAAUCACAGCUGAUGUGAGUAACUCUGGCUCCAUGUUGUUUGUUCUGCAACUGGAGUUGGAAACAUUAAGCCCAGUUUCACUGAACAAGUCUGUCCUUUAUCCCCAUGUCUCAGUCCAGUGUCAUAUAAUGAAACAAAUAUAUAAUUAUCUGUGUAUGUGAGAUAAGAGCAAGAUGUCUGACAUGUGCUGGGAAUCAGCAUUCU